This is a messenger RNA of Raphanus sativus (radish), 2013 nucleotides long. Its product is annotated as probable U3 small nucleolar RNA-associated protein 7. Lineage: Eukaryota; Viridiplantae; Streptophyta; Magnoliopsida; Brassicales; Brassicaceae. Gene Ontology annotation, cellular component: 90S preribosome; nucleolus; small-subunit processome. Gene Ontology annotation, biological process: maturation of SSU-rRNA from tricistronic rRNA transcript (SSU-rRNA, 5.8S rRNA, LSU-rRNA). Gene Ontology annotation, molecular function: protein binding. Bases 208 to 1809 code for a protein of 533 amino acids. The transcript has 9 exons. The record is from RefSeq and is a predicted model, not a curated record.
CCUAGUCAGCGAAAAAGGAUCGAUGUCGGAGCUCUCAGUGUCUCAUCUCGCCCAUUAACGAAAAGAUUUCUGCUAAACCCUAAUUCACGCCGUUUCCUUUAAAUAUCAAAGCUUCCACCGUCGUGUGUUGUUCUUCUUCUUCCUCCGCGCCGCCUUCUCUAAUCUCAAGCUCGCGUUUCUCAGGUUAUUUAGGUAAUAAGGAAUAAGAUGGAGGUUGCUUUAGAGGAUAACAAUCUCAUGGAGAACAUCCUGCCUCCUGAUGAGCAGGAGAUCGAUGUUGAAUUGGAGGCUAAAGAAAAGAAGUAUCUUAGAGGAGAAGGUGCUAACUUAGAGUCACUGAAAGAUAAGAAACUAAAGACACAGCUUGCUUCACGAGAGAAGUUGUAUGGAAAAUCUGCAAAAGCUGCUGCCAAAAUCGAGAAGUGGCUCUUGCCGGCUUCGGCAGGGUACUUGGAGACUGAUGGGUUAGAGAAGACAUGGAGGAUCAAGCAGACGGAUAUCGCCAAAGAAGUGGAUAUAUUAAGCUCAAGAAACCAAUAUGACAUAGUGCUCCCAGAUUUUGGUCCUUACAAACUUGAUUUCACUGCAAGUGGACGGCAUAUGCUAGCCGGUGGUCGCAAAGGCCACCUUGCUCUUGUAGACAUGAUGAAUAUGAACUUGAUCAGAGAGAUACAUGUAAGAGAAACAGUACGUGAUGUUGCAUUCCUACACAAUGACCAAUUCUUUGCAGCUGCCCAGAAGAAGUAUGCUUAUAUUUAUGGGAGAGAUGGAACUGAGCUCCAUUGUUUAAAGGAACGUGGUCCAGUGGCUAGACUCAGGUUCCUAAAGAACCAUUUCCUCCUAGCAUCAGUGAACAAAAUCGGGCAGCUACACUACCAAGACGUCACCUACGGCGACAUGGUGGCUAGCAUCAGAACGGGUAAAGGCAGAACAGACGUGAUGGAAGUGAAUCCUUACAACGGCGUGGUCGCCUUGGGACACUCCGGUGGAACCGUCACGAUGUGGAAACCAACCAGCCAAGCACCUCUAGUCCAAAUGCAGUGCCACCCCGGACCGGUCUCCUCCGUGGCGUUUCAUCCCAACGGACAUUUAAUGGCCACGUCAGGUAAAGAGCGGAAAGUCAAGAUCUGGGACCUCCGCAAGUUCGAGGAGGUUCAGACAAUCCACGGCUUCCACGCCAAGACGCUGAGUUUCAGCCAGAAAGGUUUGCUAGCUGCCGGGACCGGAUCGUUUGUUCAGGUGUUGGGAGAUGGCUCUGGUAACUAUAGUAGAUACAUGAGCCACUCGAUGGUGAAAGGCUACCAGGUGGAGAAGGUUAUGUUCAGACCGUACGAGGAUGUUCUCGGGAUCGGUCACUCGAUGGGAUGGUCCAGCGUACUCAUCCCGGGGUCUGGAGAGCCUAACUUCGAUUCUUGGGUGGCUAACCCGUUCGAGACGUCGAAGCAGAGGCGUGAGAAGGAAGUUCACUUGCUUCUUGAUAAGCUUCCUCCUGAGACGAUCAUGCUCGAUCCUUCCAAGAUCGGUGCGAUGAGGCCGUCGAGGAGGAAGGAUAAGCCGACGAGAGGGGAGAUUGAGGCUGAGAAAGAGGUGGCGGUUGAGGCGGCGAAAGGGGUUGAGAUGAAGAAGAAGACGAAAGGGAGGAAUAAACCGAGUAAGAGGACUAAGAAGAAGAAGGAGAUGGUGGAGAAUGCGAAGAAGACUUUCCCGGGGGAAGAGCAGGGGAAUGUUGCGGGGAAGAAGAGAAGGAUCGGUGAAGUUGAUGCGGCGGAGUUGCCUGCGAGUUUGAAAAGGUUUGCUCGAAAGAACUGAAUGUGAUGAUGUGGACGCACAGACGAGGUGGGAUGAGUUUGUGGUGAUAUGUCUGAAGAUUUUUGUACUCUAGUUUUGUUUCCCUUUUUUUUUGUCCUAACAAUUGUUUCUAUGAACUUGAACUUUGACGAUUUAUCCUACAAAAAAAAAAACUGAUUUCAAUAUCAGAGAAAUAGCUAAGCAGCAAUCAAGCGACUAAACAGA